Messenger RNA from Pichia kudriavzevii, 1557 nucleotides. RefSeq lists its product as uncharacterized. The record is from RefSeq and is a predicted model, not a curated record. Gene Ontology annotation, biological process: fungal-type cell wall (1->3)-beta-D-glucan biosynthetic process. Bases 1 to 1557 code for a protein of 518 amino acids. The transcript has a single exon. Gene Ontology annotation, cellular component: cytoplasm; fungal-type cell wall. NCBI's taxonomy places the organism in Eukaryota, Fungi, Ascomycota, Pichiomycetes, Pichiales, Pichiaceae.
AUGGUUUCUUCCAAAAUAUUAGCUACGACUGCAUUGGCAUUGCUAUCCAGUGCAAGUGCACUACUUCCAAUCACCAUCAAGGGUAACAGGUUUUUAAGACCACAGGUUCACUCAAAUGCGUCGGAUGUAUUCUUCAUCAAUGGGGUUGACUACCAGCCGGGCGGGUCUUCUGAUUUCAAAUAUAACAUGACAUCUGAUGUCUUGACUAAUCCGGAAGUGUGUGCCAGGGACGCAACUCUUAUUCAAAACCUGGGUGUUAAUACCAUCCGUAUCUACGCCAUUGAUCCAGAUUUGAAUCAUGACGAGUGUAUGUCUAUUUUCAACGAUGCAGGUAUUUAUGUUAUUCUAGACGUUAAUUCACCAUUAGGUGGUGAGAGUUUGAAUAGGGAUGAUCCUGAAAGUUCAUAUAAUGCUUGGUAUAUGUCUAGGGUUUUCAGAGUGAUUGAAGGCUUCAGGUCAUAUUCCAAUGUUAUUGGCUUUUUCAUUGGUAAUGAGGUUAUAAAUGACGAAAAAUCUGCUGAUUUGGAUCCUCCUUAUCUAAGAGCAAUAACGAGAGACGUCAAAGCUUACUUGAAGAAUAGAUAUAAUGAAGACAAUGAGAGUAGGGAAAUCUUUGUUGGUUAUUCUGCUGCGGAUGUUGUUUCAUUAAGAAUGCCAACUUUUGAAUAUCUAACUUGUGAAAUAGCAGACGAGGACAUUGACUCCUCGGUGGACUUCUUUGGAUUGAAUUCUUAUGAAUGGUGUUCCGGUGUUAACGACUGGGAUUCCUCUGGGUACAAGGAUAUAAAGACAGAUUUUGCCAAUUCUUCUGUUCCAGUUUUUUUCUCUGAAUAUGGUUGUAACAAAAAGAGCCCACGUACUUUUGAAGAAGUAAGUGGUGGUAUCUACGAUGGACUAAUUGAUGUAUUGGAUGGCGGGUUAGUUUAUGAGUAUUCUGAAGAAACCUCUAACUACGGUCUGGUUGAUAUUGAAGAUGACAGUUCUGUCACAUUAUUAGGUGAUUACUUUAAUUUCAAAUCACAGUUAGAGAAGUCAAAUAUUCCAAAUAUUUCAGAUAGUGACGUUGUUGACUACAAACCAAAGAAAUGCAAUGCCACCUCCAUCCAACAACUGGAUAAAUCGUUUAGUGCUAAUUUUACUCUUCCAAAGGCUAAUAAAGAUACACAAUAUAUGAUUGAUCACGGUGUAGAAGUUGCACAUAAGGGACAAUUUGUAAAUGUCGACAAGUACUUGAACUUAUACGUUUCCGGGGCAUCAAGUUCAGGAAAUGCAACCACAGCAGAGUUUGUGGUUUCUACUGGUGAAGAAACUUCAACUACUUCUAUCUAUUUGACCUUGAACUCUGACAACCUCAUCAAUGGCAAAGCACAAAAGACUACAACGUCAAACUCAUCAUCUUCGUCAUUAUCUUCAACUACUGUCUCAUCAUCUACAACCACCUCGUCGGCAUCGUCUGCCACUGUUUCUUCUAUUUCGACUACACAUAAGAACGAGGGAGGUAGACUUGGCACAUCAGCAAUCGCUACUUUCUUUGGUGUCUUGAUGGCCCUAUUUUAA